Messenger RNA from Cavia porcellus (domestic guinea pig), 2497 nucleotides. It is a transcript of the gene Rab11a, whose product is annotated as RAB11A, member RAS oncogene family. Lineage: Eukaryota; Metazoa; Chordata; Mammalia; Rodentia; Caviidae. Gene Ontology annotation, biological process: melanosome transport; neurotransmitter receptor transport, endosome to postsynaptic membrane; exocytosis. The record is from RefSeq and is a predicted model, not a curated record. Bases 161 to 703 code for a protein of 180 amino acids. Gene Ontology annotation, molecular function: GTPase activity; GTP binding. The transcript has 6 exons. Gene Ontology annotation, cellular component: postsynaptic recycling endosome; transport vesicle; Golgi apparatus.
CCUCAGGGGCUGGGGCCCGCCGGAAGUGACGCAGCGGCAGGGAGGGGCUCUUCCCCGGUCCGGCUGUUGAGGCUCCGCGGUACGGUUAUCCCUGCAGCGACGCCCCCUGGUCCCCACCGCUACCGGCGCUGCUCCCGCCCCUUCGCUCCUCGGCCUCGCCAUGGGCACCCGUGACGACGAGUACGACUACCUCUUCAAAGUUGUCCUUAUUGGAGAUUCUGGUGUUGGAAAGAGUAAUCUCCUGUCUCGAUUUACUCGAAAUGAGUUUAAUCUGGAGAGCAAGAGCACCAUUGGAGUAGAGUUUGCAACAAGAAGCAUCCAGGUUGAUGGGAAAACAAUAAAGGCACAGAUAUGGGAUACAGCAGGACAAGAACGAUACCGAGCUAUAACAUCAGCGUACUAUCGUGGAGCUGUAGGUGCCUUACUGGUCUAUGACAUUGCUAAACAUCUCACAUAUGAAAAUGUAGAGCGGUGGCUGAAAGAACUGAGAGACCAUGCUGAUAGUAACAUUGUUAUCAUGCUUGUGGGCAAUAAGAGUGAUUUACGUCAUCUCAGGGCAGUUCCCACAGAUGAAGCCAGAGCCUUUGCAGGGAAGAACACUUUGUCUAUGCAAAGGAUUGAACCCAGAGUCUCCUGCAUACUAGGCAAGCUCUCUACCACAGAGAAAAGAAUGGUUUGUCAUUCAUUGAGACAUCUGCUCUAGACUCGACAAAUGUAGAAGCUGCUUUCCAAACAAUUCUAACAGAGAUAUACCGUAUUGUCUCUCAGAAGCAAAUGUCAGACAGACGCGAAAAUGACAUGUCUCCUAGCAACAACGUGGUUCCCAUUCAUGUUCCGCCAACCACUGAAAACAAGCCAAAGGUGCAGUGCUGUCAGAACAUCUGACGCGUCUCUCUCCUCCCCCAGAAGGCUGUGUAUAGUCCAUUUCCCAGGUCUGAGGUUUAAAUAUAUUUGUAAUUCCUGUGGUCACUUUUGUGUUUGAUUACUUUACUUCCUCACACUUAAUGAAUUCUCCCGUGUCUUAAGUCUUUUGAUUUUAUCUUUAUAAAAUCAUCCACUUUGUCCCGAAUAACUGCAGUUUUUUUCCCAUGCUAUGGCUUCACUGGCCUUAGUUUAAUAAAUUGAACGUUUGAAUUCCUCAGUUAUUGUUUACUUUUCAUCAUGAAAACCUGUCUCUGUAGGACUUAGUUGAACUUGUUCACUUGAAGCUCAGACCCACUGGUCUUGAUCAAAUCAAAUGAAGAAGACCUUAGAAAUAAGCUAUUAUUUUGCCACAGAGCCACUUAGAAGUAGUCCACUCUCCUCUCAGUGCAGUGUAUAUUUCAACAAAUCUGAGACUUGCCCUGUAAACAUAGCAGGAUUUUGUGAAAAUUUUCCAUUAUUCUGGAAGUCAAUUUCUAAAAUGCCUUAAUAGGUUUAUGUAGUUUAGUACAUUUUGAUUUAAUUUUUUGUAAGCCUCAAAGUUGAUUAGAAAGGAGGGCACUUUUUUUCCAGACAAGAAUUAUCCUAAUAAACACAAAAGACUGUUACAGUUUGGGUUGGGGUUAUGGUUAUGGGGCCAAUAAGUUAAAACAGUGCCGCCUGGCAGGCCAGGAACUAGAGACCAGCAGAAUUCCUUCUGAAGGGUCUCUUCUGCAGUGAUCAGGCAGCCCAAGUCAUUUAGUUGAUCUCAUCUCCCAGCCAUAGAUUAUGUGGCAUUUUAUUGCUCAGGCAAUAACUGGUUUAAUGCUGGUAAUAUCAAAUUUUAAAUGUUAAUUUUGUUUAAAAACCUUCCAGUAAGUGAAAUACAGCCUAGUUUUAUCACCAUAUCCACCAGCAGGCAUGGGUGAUCGUUUUAGCAAUGCUUAUAUUUGAGUUUUGCAGUGUAUAAUGGAAUAUAGUCUAGUUAAAUCUUUGGUUUUAGUAUGUCUAAAGGAUACAGUGAGAGGUUAAUUUAUGCUCAAGUGGUACCACUUAAAGGCAUGUAUUCUUUAGUAUGUAAAAUGAAAUAGUACCUUGAGUUUAAAUAGAAUGCAUUUAGGCAUUAUAGAGACCUGAAGUCAUUUUUUUCCACUACAUUAUUGAAAUCAAUGGAACAACUAGUUCCUCAUUCAGAAAUGUGCACACUAAUAGUUUUACUUCCUUCUGUGGAUAAUAUUAAGCACUUCUCUGCAGUUUACUGAAUGUUGUCAACUGCAGUGAUAACUUCAGGUUGAUGGGAUAUCAAAAACUAUAUCUGUGUGGGCUUGCAUAGAUUUACUAUGUUUCAUAGUUAAUCUGUCUUUUGCGGUGCUCAUGAUGUGUGGAGUGCACGGAAGGCAUUGCUGUAGUCUGUCAUUUCCUGUGUAGCCGUUUUACUGUUUUAGUGUAUUGGUUAUAAAGAUACUAUUAUCUAUUUGUAAAUUGCUACUUUGUAUUUUAUGCAUGCUCUGUAACUUGAUUUUGUUUUUGUUUUUGUUUUUAGUUGUUGAUUUGGAAUAUAUUCUCAUUCUAAUAAACAGUUAUAGGGGGUCUAUUC